AUGCCCGGGAAAAUUGGCACCCAUUCGGGUAAAUUCCACUGCGAUGAGGCUUUGGCUUGUUUCAUGCUGAAACAGCUGCCAGAAUUCAAGGAUCACGAAAUUGUAAGGUUUAGAAGAUGUUUUCGAUUUUAAAAUGAAUGAAAAUUUGAAGGUCACGCGACCCAGCGGUCCACGCGACGUGCGAUAUCGUUGUCGACGUUGGCGACGUUUUCGAUCACGAAAAACGACGUUAUGAUCAUCACCAAGCGUAAAAAUUGAUCAAUUUGAUUGUUUUAUGGAUUUUGAUCAAUUUAGAGGCUUCACACAUACAAUGGAUAGUUUGGGAUCCCUGAAAUUUAAUACGAAAUUAAGUUCCGCCGGCUUGAUUUAUGCUCAUUAUGGAAAAGCGGUCAUUAACCAGGUUUUUCUGGGGUUUUUUUUGCGUGAUUAACUAUAUAAUUUUUCAGUUACUCGGUGGAAAUGCGGGACAAGAUCAGGUGGACAUGAUUUUCCAUAGGAUUUAUGAAAAUUUCAUCGAAGGAGUUGAUGCGGUUGACAAUGGUAUCCCACAAUAUGACGGAUUGCCCAGGUUUCAAUAGAAUUUUUGGAAUUUCCUCACAGUUAUAUUUAAGAUACCGUAUGCCCGGGAAUUUGUCAAGCCGAGUGGAUCAUUUCAAUCCGAAUUGGAAUGAAAAUGAUGUGAAUCCCGAUGACCGAUUCGUUUUGGCCAUGAAUUUUGUUGGAGGUGUUGAUUUUUGUUCAGAUUUUCAUGAACUUUCUGAAAAAUCUGCCUUUUUCCGAAUAAAUAAUGAAGCGGAAGUGUUAUUUUGAUAGUUUAGGCGAAUUUGCGGAUGCUGUGAAAUAUUUGGCCAAUGUGUGGUGGCCGGCCCGUUCCUUGGUGGAAAAGGCCGUGGAUUCCAGAUUUUCGGUUAGUUUUAGUGGGAAAAUAGGUAGAGGAAUGAGAAAAGAAGGUUUUUUUUUUGAAAAAAACGUUUGAAAUUUACAAUUUGUUAUGAUUUUUUACAGUUUGAAAGGUAUUUUUCAUAUUUUUUUAGGUUUCGAAAUUCGGUUUUUUUCUUACUGUUUUUCAGUGAAUUUCGUCGCUUAUGAAUGAAAUAUUGAAUUUUACUCAUUUUUAAAAAAUUAAGGUCGACGAUUCCGGGAAGAUCAUCCAAUUGGAAGGCGGCGGAGUGCCCUGGAAGGAACACUUUUUCGAAAUUGAAGCCGAAAGAAAUUUACGCGGAGAAAAUAUCACUUAUAUCAUUUUUGAAGGUUUAAUUGGAUUUUUUUAUGAACAUAAUGAAUUUUCAAGAUUCCACCAGUCAUCAAUAUCGAAUCCAAGCGAUCCCGACGUGCAAAACGGCUCAAUUCGAAAAUCGGUAAUGAUUUCGAAAUUGUCAUUUUUUUCCGGUUUUUUUGAGUAUUUCUCAUGAUUAUGCUGUUUCACUGAAGAAAUAUUUAAAAAAAUCAAAAAUUUUUUUCGGAAUUUUUUUGCCACAUUUUUUUGAAGUUUUUUUAUAAGAUUUUUUUCAAUGUCGGGCCCUUUUUUUCUUGGUAUUUCGCUCUGAAAAAUUCAGAUUUAUGAUUUAUUUCAAGUUUUUGGAAGUUUUUAGAGAAGAAGUCGUGAAAAUAAGGGGUUUUAAAGGAUAAAAGAGAAAGAGAAUUUGAGAGAAUAGAGUAUGUUUUUCAUAAAUUACCUUUUUUGUAGAUUUUUAUACGUCUCAGGAGUUCUGAAAGGCUUUUUGCUCAGUUUCAAAGGAUAUAAUAUUUUUUUAAACGUUCGAAAAUUCCCUCUAGUGACAACUUUACCAAUCCCUCCACUAAAGCUAGCAAAAGUGGUCCUUAUAAGGGUUUCAUUAAGUGGCCCCUAUAGGGGACUUGCUGGUCGAUAAGUUAUAUGAACUCUAUGUGAAUCUUCAUGCGAAAAACGAAAAAAUAACCUAUUUUGAAUAAAACCUAGCGACCCCCAUAGGGACCACUACAGCUUUAUGGCUAAGGGGUCAUACCCUGAACCCCUAUAGGGACCACCUUGAUCUUACCCCUACAGGAACCCCUUUUGCAGUCGUUAUAGGGUCUGUUUUACUCCUAAACCCUAUAGGGACCACUCUAAAAUCCCUAAGUUUAGAACACAGUUGCUUUGAUGACCUUUUUAAACAAUUUUUGAAGUUCCAGAAAUUACCGACUUAUCUCUUUUUUUAAAUAUCUAAAACGAUAAAAUUAAUAUUAUUUGAAAAUUUGAAGGCUCCCCCUACCGGCUGCUUGGCGGGCCAAGCGUGACGAAAAAUCUCAGCGAAGUUUCUGGAAUCCCCGGAGGCGUUUUUUUGUCCAUGCCAGUGGUUGGUUUUGAACUCCGCUACCUGAUUUUUUUAAUAUUUUUUUAAAGUUUAGGAUUUAUUGGUGGCAAUAAAAACGCGUGAAGGGGCGGUGAGAAUGGCUCGGGAAGCGUUGAAAAUCGGCGGAAUCGAGGUGAAUUUUUCGUUUUGAAAAAUUUUCUAAAAAAAUUUUUCUGGGAUUUUUUUGUAGAAUUAGUAUGAAGGAAUGACAAAAAGUACAAAAAAACUAUCAUUUUUUUGGGUGUGUAAAAAAAUUUUUUUCCGGUUGUAAAUUUGAAAAGAGAGAAUUUUUAGAUAACGAAAAAAAUGGUUUUUGUAGCAACUGUGACUUAUAAUUUUUCUCUGGAAUCAUUUUUUUGUAACGGCAAUAUUUCGAAGAUUCGUUUGAAAAAAAGGCUUUUUUUGUUAUGUUUUUUUGAAUGAAAAAAAUGUAUGGAAAGGUAAGAAAAAUUUUUUUAAAAAAACUAUAAUUUUUUUGAGCUGAGGAAUCAUUAUGCGGUGAGAAUUAUGCUAAAAUAAAAUAUACAUAACUGAAAAAAAUAAAUCUAUAUCUCAAUUUUUCCUCUCGAAUCAUAUUUUUGUACGAUAAUUUUUCUGAAAAUUUAGACCAUUUUUGGAUUCUCAUCGAAAAUUUGAGCUUCCCAGUAGUUUAAAAAAAGUUGUUUCAUAAUAUUUUUUUCAGAUCGUUUGAAAAGUUUCAAGUUUUUUUCUAUUAAGAGCUUAUCAUCGAUUUUUUUAAAAAAAUGUGUUUCUUUUACUUCAGUCGCAAAACGGGAAUGAGGCGAAGGAGGCGAAAAUCGACGAUUCCACGGUCAAAGUGACGGACGCCGAAAUGAACGCCUGA
Molecule: messenger RNA, 3156 nt
Organism: Caenorhabditis auriculariae
Lineage: Eukaryota; Metazoa; Nematoda; Chromadorea; Rhabditida; Rhabditidae
Source: the annotation of a GenBank genome assembly